Molecule: messenger RNA, 1604 nt
Organism: Zootoca vivipara (common lizard)
Lineage: Eukaryota; Metazoa; Chordata; Lepidosauria; Squamata; Lacertidae
Product: olfactomedin-4-like
Biological process (GO): signal transduction
Source: RefSeq, a predicted model, not a curated record
UGCGGAGAAGAUGGGUGGCCCAACGUCAAGGUCCCUGCUCUUCCUCCUCAUCCAUGGCAUCUGUUUGGCCAGCAUGAGCACCACCGACAUUCCUGCAGAAAGUGAGACAGAAGCCCCAUUUCUGAGCGUCUUUCCCCGACUGCCCAGCUGGAGAGCGACACUGCCUCCCACUGCCUCCCAGCUGGUCUCACGUGUCAAUGGCUCCGUGGACAAUCACGGGAUAUGCCAAUGCUCUGUGUUCCUGCCGGAAGAAGACGCUUUCCCUGCCCAGCGGGUGGAGGCCCUCGAAGGGCUGGCACGGUCGCUCUCUGAGAGGUUCAACAAGGAGCUUUCCAAGGUGACCGAGUAUAUGAAGAUUGUCGAUGUCUAUGGCCAUAAGCUCUUCAACCUCACCCAACGGGUGGAGGAGAUGCACAAGAGCCAAACCUCCUACACGGAGCUGGAUUUUGAGGUCCUGAAGCUGGAGAUCCAGGAGAUGGAGGGCCUAGUGGUCCAGUUGAAGGCCUCCAUGGGAGAGAGCAAUGUGGUGGUCCAACAGCUCUAUGUGGAGAUUAAGAACAUGAGCCUGAUGGUGUCUCAUCUGGAGAACCUGGACAAGAACAAUGUCCUGGCCAUCCGACGGGAGAUCCUGGCCCUGAAGCAACGGCUGAAGGAAUGUGAAGAGCCAAGCUCUGGUCAUCUGGUUCCACCAGGCUUCUGCAACCACAGUGGCCUUGUGAACAUCAGCAAGCCACACCUCCACAGCUGGAACUGGAGAGGGUCUACCUACCCGUAUGGUGUCUGGGGCAAAGGCUACUCCCCAGGCAGCCCUACAAGUGAAGCCUAUUGGGUGGCCCCAAUGAGUAAUGAAAGGAACAUGCAAACAAUUGAUCUUUACUCAUCCUAUGAAAACCUAUUAUUUUAUAGAGCAUCUAAGAGACUUAGUCUAUCUGGGCAAGGAAGUGGAGCAACAGUAUACAAGAAUUUUCUGUACUUUAAUUACUACAACACCAAUCAGAUGUAUAAAUUAGAGUUGAACUCUGGCUCUGUGGUUUUGAAAAGCACGAUCACAGGCGCUGUCUACAACAACCGCUUUUCUUAUGCAGGGACGGCUUGGCAAGAUAUAGUCUUGGUUGUGGAUGAAAGUGGGUUGUGGGCCAUUUAUUCCACAGAGGCAAACACAGGGAACAUCGUGAUUAGCAAGAUAAACGAGGACACCCUCCAGUUGCAGAAGACCUGGUUCACACGGCAGUACAAGCCAUCUGUGACAAGUGCCUUCAUCAUUUGCGGAGUCCUGUACGUUACUCGGUCUCUGAACACGCAGCAAGAGGAGAUCUUCUAUACAUUUGACACAAACACGGGGAAGGAGGGCCGGGUUAGCGUAGUGCUGGAGAAGCCUUUUGGUACAGUGCGGGGCGUUGACUACCACCCAACAGACCACAAACUGUACCUGUACAAUGAUGGCUUCUUGGUUUCUUACAAUCUGGUGUUCUAGCUAGCCUCUCCAUGAAGGAAACACUACAAUUCUAUGAUUCUUAGCUUCCCUUUCUGAAAUGUCUUUCUCUUUGCAAUCUUCUCUGCUGACCAAUCAUGUCCAUUAUUACAAUUAAAAAAAAACAAGUGAA